Messenger RNA from Apis laboriosa (Himalayan honeybee), 4549 nucleotides. Its product is annotated as collagen alpha-1(I) chain-like. The transcript is spliced from 28 exons. The coding region runs from base 1 to 4515 and encodes 1504 amino acids. The record is from RefSeq and is a predicted model, not a curated record. Gene Ontology annotation, molecular function: extracellular matrix structural constituent. NCBI's taxonomy places the organism in Eukaryota, Metazoa, Arthropoda, Insecta, Hymenoptera, Apidae.
AUGGGGCCGAAGGCCCUUCAGCUGGCCGCAGCGUUCGUCGUGGUUCAGCUUCUUCUGCCCCAAGUUAGCUCUGUACGGACUAAACUUAGGAAACAACGGUCGAAGUCACUGCAAGCUCAAAAACCUGCGAACAGUGAUUAUGUAUACGAUUACUAUGAUAGUUAUGACGACUACGAUGAAAGAAAUGAAACUAUAACUACAACUACUCCACCACCAUCAUCUGUUACGUCUAAUACCGCAAGCAGGGGUGGAUUACCGACAGAAACAUUACAAACCUUUUAUAGAUCAGCAUUGUCUACAGAUUCACCAGCACAAACAACAAUUCGAUCUUUCAUUCAAGAAGUUCGAGAUGAUCUGCGUACAACUCCAGAAAGAAAUCCAUUACCAACUGAAAUUGUGCCUGGUGAAAGUAAUAUGAUUAAUGCUGUUGCUGUACCUGGACCAAGAGGAGAACCUGGUAGACCUGGAGACAUUGGUCGUCCGGGAGAUACUGGAUUUCCAGGACAACCUGGCACUCCGGGAAUUCCAGGACCACCUGGACCGCCAGGACCUAUACCUGAUGUAUCAAUGUAUUAUCAACAAUUAGCUUUAUCUCAAGCAAGUCAAGAUAAAGGCCCGACGGGAGCAGCAGCACCUUUAUAUAGCCCAGAUGCUUAUUUACAAACACAAGUAGGUCCUAUUGGUCCCCGUGGUCCACCAGGUCCACCUGGACCAUCUGGACCACAAGGCUUUCAAGGAGUACGAGGAGAACCUGGCGAACCUGGAACUCCAGGUCCUCCAGGUGCCCCAGGUCCAAGAGGAUUAUCUGGUUUAACUGGAAAAGAUGGUAAUACCGGUGAAGAUGGAGAACCUGGUCCUCCAGGAUCAGUUGGUCCAGUCGGUCCAAGAGGUCUUCCAGGACUACCUGGUCUUCCUGGUAUGAAAGGACAUCGCGGUUUUCCAGGAUUAGAUGGUGCGAAAGGAGAACAAGGUAUAUCUGGUGAAAAAGGAUCUAUGGGUGCACCUGGACCAAUGGGUCCUGUAGGUCCUAUUGGUCCUGCAGGUCCACGUGGUGAAAGAGGUAGGGAAGGUCCUCCAGGACCUCCGGGAAUUAGAGGAGUAGAUGGAAUUUCUGGUCCACCUGGACAACCUGGUGCAGUAGGUAAACCAGGUUCUCCUGGUUUUCCGGGUAAUCCAGGUAUAAAAGGAGAUCAAGGAGCACAAGGACCAAAAGGAAGUCAAGGCAUACAAGGCCCUCGAGGUGAAACUGGUCGUCCUGGUCAACCUGGUGAAUCAGGACCACAAGGACCUCAAGGAAAAGAUGGAAUAUCUGGAGAAAAAGGAAGUACAGGAGCAUCUGGUUUAGUUGGUGCUCCAGGUUUUCCUGGAGCUCGAGGACAACCUGGAAUAUCUGGCAAUCCUGGUAUUCCAGGAGCAAAAGGCAUGCCUGGAUUUCCUGGUGAAAGAGGAUUUAAAGGUGACAGUGGAGUUAAGGGUGAUGCAGGAAUUCCAGGUCCGCGUGGAUUACCUGGACCUCCUGGAAAUGAAGGAAAACGAGGAAAAAGAGGAAUGCGCGGACCUAUCGGUACGCCCGGUCCAACUGGAGAACGUGGAGCACCAGGAGCACCAGGUCUUCCAGGUCCCGAUGGACCAAUGGGAUCAAAAGGUCAAUCUGGAGAUCGUGGACCCAUUGGUCCAAUAGGACCAAAAGGAGCUAUAGGAGAUCCCGGUCGCCCAGGAUCACCUGGAUUACAGGGUACGCGUGGAUUAAUGGGUCGUCCUGGUGCACCUGGAAAGCCAGGUAAUCCAGGAGAACGAGGAAUCCAAGGAGCUGAUGGAAAACCUGGAGAACAAGGUCCACCUGGCUUACAAGGUCUGCCUGGCCCACUAGGUCUUCCAGGAGAAAAAGGAUAUCCAGGCGAGCCUGGAAAAGCUGGUGAACCUGGAAAUCCUGGACCAUCUGGUCCCAGAGGUGAUACAGGAAAAGAAGGAGCACCAGGACCACAAGGUUCACCUGGACCAUCAGGAGCAGAUGGUGAACGAGGACCUCCAGGAUCUCCAGGUCCUAGAGGUUUUCAGGGUUUUCCAGGUGCAACUGGAAAUGCGGGAACGCCAGGAAAAGAUGGAGAACCAGGUGUUCAAGGACCACCUGGUUCACCAGGUAUACCUGGAAAUAGAGGUGAACGCGGCUUCCCUGGGGAAAGAGGUGCUGCAGGAGGACCAGGAUUAAUGGGACCAAGAGGAGAACCUGGAGUACAAGGAUUAGAUGGUCCUCCUGGAUUACCUGGAGUUAAAGGAGAUAAAGGAAUUUCAGGACCAUCUGGAUUAGUAGGAUUGCCUGGUUUACGAGGAGCUCCAGGAGAAUCUGGUCCAAAAGGAGAAAGGGGACCUACUGGACCAAUUGGUCUUGAAGGACCUCCAGGACGGAUUGGAGAACGUGGACCUCAAGGUCAAAUUGGUCCACCAGGACCACCAGGUGAACCAGCAGAACGAGGUGAUCCUGGUUUACCUGGUCCUCCAGGAGAGAUAGGUGCUCCUGGCAAUCCAGGAGAAAGAGGACCUCAAGGACUUCAAGGAUUACAAGGUUUCCCAGGACCUCAAGGACUUAUUGGUUUACCAGGAUUAAAAGGCGAUCGUGGUUAUCCAGGUUUAAAGGGAGAUCAAGGAAAUCCUGGUCCACCUGGUAAUCCAGGUGAAACUGGACCACAAGGUUCAAUUGGUUUGACUGGAUCUAAAGGAAUACGAGGUGAACCAGGUGCUAGAGGAGAACCUGGUAUUAUAGGACCACCAGGAGUACCGGGAAACAUUGGUGCACCAGGUCCACCAGGUGCAAUAGGACUACCAGGACCAUCUGGAUUGCCAGGUGGUAAAGGUAAUACUGGAGAAGCAGGACGACCUGGAAAUCCUGGGCCAAUUGGAAAUCCAGGUUUACCUGGUGCAGAUGGAAACAAAGGUGAAAGUGGUUCUCAAGGUCCUCCAGGUAUUCCUGGUCCUCAAGGUCCUCAAGGUUCUCCUGGUGAGAGAGGAUUACCUGGUUUACCAGGUCCUUCUGGACCAAUAGGUGCUAGAGGAAUACGAGGAGCACCUGGUGAAUCUGGUGUACCUGGAAAACCAGGACCGGAAGGUCCACCUGGACUUUUAGGGCAAAUUGGACCAAUUGGACCACCUGGACCACCAGGAGAAAUUGGAGCAGAAGGAUCUAGUGGUAAACCUGGACCACCUGGAAUAGCAGGUCGUCCUGGAGAUAAAGGACCACCUGGAGCAGUAGGUCAAACGGGAUUACCAGGUUCUCCAGGUUUACCUGGACCUCCUGGUCAAGCAGGUCCUCCAGGUUCAGCAGGAGAAAGAGGAUCAAAAGGAGAAACAGGACCACAAGGUGUAGAGGGACAGCAAGGACUUAGAGGAAAACCAGGACCUAUUGGACUACAAGGCCCUAAAGGUGAACGUGGUGAAGAAGGACAAAAAGGUUUAAAAGGUCAUAGAGGAUUUACUGGUUUACAAGGACUACCUGGACCUACUGGUCCACCAGGAGAGAAAGGAAUACCUGGACUUCCUGGACUACCUGGUAAAGAUGGUGAACCUGGACCUAGAGGGAGUCCAGGACGAGAUGGUAACCCUGGACCAAUUGGAUUAAUUGGCAAUCCAGGACCAAAAGGUCCUCCAGGAGAUGAAGGUCGUCAUGGACCACCAGGUUCACCUGGUCCACCAGGUCCUCCAGGUCCACCUGGUGAACUUGGAUUAGGAUAUGAUGCUGCUUCUUUAGCUGCUCUUCUAGGACAAGGCCAAAUUAAAGGACCAGAUCCAUUAAUUGGUGAUGAACCACCUAGAAUGUUUAGUCAAGACAUGACAGAACAAGAAAGGCAAGAACUAAUUCAAAAAGCAUAUAAACAACUAAAAUCAUCAUUUCAAAAAUUUAUAAAACCAGAUGGUGAAAAAAAUUCACCAGCCAAAACUUGUAGAGAUCUUUAUAGUGCUUAUCCUAAUAAACUUUCUGGAGAAUAUUGGAUUGAUCCCAAUGAAGGUGAUGCAAGAGAUGCAAUUUUAGUGUAUUGUGAUGCCAAAAAACGUGCAACAUGUUUAUUACCAAAUCCAGUACAUUCACCAGAAAUUAUACAUAUCACUGAUCAACCAGAAACUUGGUUAAGUGAAAUAGAGAAUGGAAUGAAGAUUACAUAUAAAGCAGAUAGUAAUCAAAUUGGUUUUCUGCAACUUCUAUCAAAAAAUGCAUAUCAAAAUAUAACAUAUCACUGUAAAAAUAGUAUAGGCUAUUUUGAUACUGAAAGAAAAACAUAUAGAAAGGGUAUGAAAUUUUUAACUUGGAAUGAUGCUGAAUUAACACCACGUGGAAAUCAACGCUUAAGAUAUGAAAUGAUAAUUGAUGAAUGUAGAACACACAAUGGAAAAUGGGGCAAGACAAUAAUUUCAUAUCAAACUGAUAAAACUAUUAGAUUGCCUAUUAUAGAUGUGGCCUUACGAGAUAUUGGAAAACCUAAUCAAAGCUUUUAUAUUGAAAUUGGAAAUGUUUGUUAUGAAUAAUAGAUUAAAAUUUUAAAAAUAUUUUUCUAUGCUA